Messenger RNA from Penicillium antarcticum, 2514 nucleotides. It is a transcript of the gene kexB, whose product is annotated as kexin kexB. The coding region runs from base 1 to 2514 and encodes 837 amino acids. The transcript is spliced from 2 exons. Lineage: Eukaryota; Fungi; Ascomycota; Eurotiomycetes; Eurotiales; Aspergillaceae. Gene Ontology annotation, cellular component: Golgi membrane; trans-Golgi network. Gene Ontology annotation, biological process: protein processing. Gene Ontology annotation, molecular function: serine-type endopeptidase activity. The record is from RefSeq and is a predicted model, not a curated record.
AUGCGCAUUGUCGGUGGCAUUGCGGCCACCCUGGGGCUGGCAGGCGCAGUCGCUGGAAGUCUGCACCCGCGAUCCCAAGAAACCCGCGACUUCUUUGCCCUUCACCUGGAAGAUACCACCUCGCCCUCCCAUGUCGCCCGAGCUCUUGGUGCUCGCCACGAAGGCCAGAUCGGCGAACUCGAUGGCCACCACACAUUUUCCUUACCGCGAGAACAGACUGCACAAUUCGAUAGUCUGUUGGACGAUUUACGGACCAAGAGGAAGCUCCGGCGGCGCUCUGGCAAUGACAUCGGCUCCGAAAGGACGAGUGAUGACCCCUUAGAUGGAGUGCUGUGGUCGCAUAAGCUGGCUCCGGCGAGACAACGGUUACAGAAGCGAAUUCCACCGGUGUCAGUUCCAUAUCCCUUGGUAGAAAAACAAGAAAAGAGGUCGGCGAAUGCCAAGAUCGUGGACUUCCAGAGCAAUGCUAUGUCAACUCUCGGGAUCAAGGAUCCGAUCUUCAGGGAACAAUGGCAUCUUAUCAAUACUGUGCAGCCUGGUCAUGACAUCAAUGUGACUGGAGUGUGGUUAGAUGGUAUCACUGGUGCUGGAAUUGCCACCGCGGUGGUCGAUGAUGGGCUGGAUAUGGAUAGCAAGGAUCUCAAGCCUAACUACUUUGCAGAGGGUUCAUUCGAUUUCAACGAGGGUGCCCCGGAGCCCCGUCCUAGACUAUAUGAUGAUAAGCACGGUACCCGAUGCUGCGGUGAGAUCGCAGCCGCAAAAAAUGACGCCUGUGGUGUUGGUGUUGCAUACGACAGCAAAAUCGCGGGUAUCCGCAUCUUGUCCAAGCCUAUUGACGAUGUCGAUGAAGCCGCGGCUAUCAACUACGCAUACCAGAAGAACGAUAUAUACUCCUGUUCAUGGGGUCCUCCGGAUGACGGUGCUACAAUGGAUGCACCCGGAAUCCUAAUCAAACGAGCCAUGACCAACGGUGUCCAAAAGGGCAGAGAUGGAAAGGGCUCGGUCUUCGUCUUUGCUGCUGGUAACGGUGCCCAAUUCGGUGAUAACUGCAACUUUGAUGGCUACACCAACAGCAUUUACAGUAUCACCGUUGGCGCUAUUGAUCGUGAAGGCAACCACCCUACCUACUCCGAGUCAUGCUCUGCUCAACUUGUUGUCGCAUACAGUAGUGGUUCAGGCGAUGCCAUUCAUACCACCGACGUCGGUUCCAACAAGUGCUACAACGGACAUGGUGGUACCUCCGCAGCCGGUCCGCUCGCUGCAGGCAGCGUAGCUCUUGCGCUCAGCGCACGUCCUGAGCUGACUUGGCGUGAUUUGCAGUAUCUGAUGGUCGAGACCGCAGUUCCUGUGAGCGAGGAUGAUAACAGCUGGCAGAAGCUGCCAUCUGGUCGCAAGUUCAGCCACGACUGGGGAUUCGGCAAGGUCGAUACUUACAGCUUGGUGGAGCGUGCUCGUACCUGGGAACUUGUGAAGCCACAGGCGUGGUUUAACUCGCCAUGGCUGCGUGUCCACCAUGAAAUCCCUCAAGGCGACAAGGGUCUUCUCAGUCGUUACACCGUGACCGCGGAGCAAGUCAAGGCCGCUAAUAUGGCUCAACUGGAGCAUGUCACCGUUACCAUGAAUGUCAACCACACGCGCCGCGGUGAUAUUAGCGUUGAGCUGCGCAGCCCAGCUGGUAUUGUCAGUUACCUGAGUGUUGCUCGCGCACAAGAUGAGCACCCGGGCGGUUAUGAGGAUUGGACUUUCAUGUCUGUUGCUCACUGGGGUGAAUCUGCUAUAGGUGAAUGGUCAGUGAUUGUGAAAGACGCCAAAGUGAAUGACUUUUCUGGUUCAUUCAUUGAUUGGCGACUCAACCUCUGGGGUGAGGCCAUCGAUGGAGCGAAGCAACAGCUACAUCCUCUACCCGACGAGCACGACGACGAUCAUCCUUACGAGGAUGCUCAUGUUGCUACGACCACUGUUGAGGCAGCGCCAACAAAGACUGAAACGCCUACCAACCUGGAUGAUCACCACGACAGGCCCGUGAAUUCGAAGCCGCAAGAAACAGGCACAGGGUCGAUUCCAGAGCCCGUUGAGGAUGAAAAGGAACCCACUACUACUGGGAAACCCGCCUCUCCAACCUCGACCUCAUCUUCUAAUUACUUAUCCUCCUAUCUGCCUACUUUUGGUGCCUCCAAGCGCACUCAGAUCUGGAUCUACGCCUCUUUGGCCAUGAUCAUCGUCUUCUUCAUUGGACUUGGUGUCUACUUCCAGCUCCAGCGAAUCAAGCGUCGUCGCACCACUGCCCACGACGACUACGAGUUCGAAAUGAUUGAGGAUGAGGAUGAGACGCAACCUAUGACUGGAUCAUAUGGUCGGACACAGCGUCGUGGCGGUGAGCUUUAUAAUGCAUUUGCGGGCGAAAGUGAUGAGGAAAUGUUCAGUGAUGAUGAUGAGUCGUAUCGCGAUCGCCUGGCCAAUACCUCUGAGAAGGAUGGCGAAGACGAGCCUCUCCAUGGCCGUGAAAAGCCCUGA